AUGGGUGGUCUUGAAGCCAAAACACAUAUCAAAGUACUUUUUGAUCGUUGGUUUCAUAUUACACUAAUAUACUCGUCAGUAUUUAUAUUCUACAUCAAUGGAUAUGCUUAUCCAUUAAUUUGCAAUGCAGGACCGCUUUCUGAACAAGAGAUGAUUAAACGUUCAAUAGAUAUCAAUAAUAAUAAAUAUCUGUUUUUGUCUCACUCAGGUUAUCCCAAGUUUGGAACAAUAACUAAAUUUGCUGAUAUUCAAGUUUUACCAUGUGCUUUAACUCGAUGCGAAAUUAAAGCUAUCAUUGAACGAAAGACUUGUAUCGGGCAACUGGAUAUGACCCGGUAUUUACUCGAACAUUGGACUAGUAUGCAGUGGUAUUCAAAAUAUUUACCUCGCUGCAUUCUUUUGUAA
Molecule: messenger RNA, 405 nt
Organism: Adineta steineri
Lineage: Eukaryota; Metazoa; Rotifera; Eurotatoria; Adinetida; Adinetidae
Source: the annotation of a GenBank genome assembly